CUGUCAAGACUACCCUUCCCGUGGUGCCCCGCGCGGCGGGCGGCAUGGAGGGGCGCGUGGCGGAGCGGCUCCGCGGCGCCCUGGGCCCCUUGGGCUUCGAGGUGCACGCCUUCAAGGUUGGAUGGUACAAUGCUAUUCUCCAGCCAGGCUUUCAUCUCCCCUACCCAGAUGACACACUGGCCUUCGUGGUCCUCAGCACGCCUUCAAUGUUUGACAAAGCCCUUAAACCUUUUGUGAACAAAGAACGGUUAAAAAUAAUCAGGGAUCCUGUGGAUCAGUGUGUUUCUCAUCAUUUAUCACAUGUGAAGGAGAAAUUCCCUGACCAAAAGGUGGAUGUCAUCUUUGAUUACGAGAUUCUGCCAAGCCGAAAGCCCAAGUUCUUGGCACAGACAGCUGCCCAUGUUGCUGGAGCUGCCUAUUACUACCAAAGGAAGGAUGUGAAACUUGAUCCUUGGGAGAAAAAGAAGAUCUAUGGCGUAUGUAUCCAUCCCAAGUAUGGUGGCUGGUUUGCUAUCCGGGGUCUCCUCCUGUUCCCAGAUAUUCAGGUACCGUUCCUGGAACAGUCUGCCCCUGUUGACUGUGUGAGCACAGAGGAGAAAAGAAUUGAGUUGCUGGAGCUAUUCAAUUUCCACUGGCAGGAUGGCCGCUACAGGGACAUAAUUGAAGUGAAGGAAAGGUAUUCCGAGGAACAAAAAGCCUACUUUGCCACUCCUCCAGCGGAGAGAUUCCGACUGUUAGGGCUGACAGAAGAAGCCCAGAGAGGCACAUUUCACUGAGUAAUGUCGCUCCAUGAAGGGGCAGAGGGCAAGCAAAAGCAAAGUGUAACUCAUCAGGACCUUCUUUUCCACGGUGCUGAGGAGGACAGCGUGCUGAUACAGACAUGGCAAAUCCAACCAGUGUGUGCAGCAUCUCAAUCCAAACAUCAGCUUCUCAGAGUAAGAGGGAGCACUGCAUCAUAGCACUCGUGGUCUGGAGGAAGGUGGGAGCAGUCUGUUCUGUGCUGUUGCUGAUUUGGUGUGUCUUUUGGGGAGUCUGGUAAGAUGCUGAUUAGCCUUUGGUUGGGAAAAGUUCAAGCACCCUGGCCACUGGAAAACCUGUGCUGCUCCCUAGAGAAGUUGGUUUUGUUCUGAAGAGUUUUCUUUCCAAAUGUUUUGGUUUUAUUCUAUGUAAGAGUAAAAAAGUCACUUUUCAGUCAUUGUACUCUGAAAUUUUUUUUUUUUUUGUCUGAACUCAGGGCAGAUACUUUUUUACAUGUAUCCAGCAAUUUAUUACCCUCUGUCAUAACUCUUCCUAGGGAUUAAGUGUUCAGUCUUUUUUAGUCUUGACUUCCUCAGAAAGAAGGUUUGCCCUGUAUUCCUUCACCUGUAGUGAAGCUGGCUUAAUUUAAUUAAGAAAUCUUUUAAUGUCUCCUUUCCUUAACAUCCAAAAGAAAAUUCUCCAGAGAUUGUUUCACUGAGUAGUGUGGUCCUGUACAUGGAGCAGGAGUGAGGAAAACGGAGCCAACAGCAGCCACUUCCUUCAGGGUAGUUACAAAAGGGAAAGGGACAGUACAAAGGUCACAGCUCGAGUCUGCUGUUUCCCCUUCACCCAGGGUCAGCCUCUCAGCACAAGGUGAUGUCUUUACGUCAAUUUUAAGCAUUUAUUCAUUGUAUAGAGCAGCCAACUAAAAUCUUUGAAAAGAUACUGAAUGAUGUCUAUGUGAGUGGAGUUUUUACUCAUGUUAAGAUAACUGACUGAAAAAGACAGUUCUUAUGACCUUUUCCUAAGGUAGAUGAGGUUUGCAUUUAAAGUAUUUUUCAGUGCCGUGCCAGCACACACCACACACACCACAGUUUUACUACCGUAGUUUCCUGUUGUACUUUCUAUAUGGGGGAGAUCGUAAACCUGCAUGCAUAUAAAAACCAUUGCAUGAAGCAUUGUUGCACGGACAGGCAAACCAGCAGAGAAAAAAGAAGAGAGAAAAUAUUCAUGACGUUCAUGUUACUUAUAUUGCUCGAUAAAACAUCUUCAGACAGAAACAUAACAUUUUGUUUAAGAUGACUUUGCCCCAUUAGAUUUGUUCAGAGGUUACAAUGGCACUGGGAAUCAGGAAUUAAUUUAUUUUCAAGCACUUUGAGGCUCAGGCCUCAUUAAAAUAAUAUAAUAAAUUAAAAUAAUAUUUUGUGAGAGUUUUGUUACUUGACUGCAGUGCAAUGCUGGAAAUCGCUAAGCACAUUUUGCCCUUCCAUAAUAUCAACAUGAUGAUGCAAAAAUACUUACUUUGCAGAACUGAGCCCUUUUUAUUUUAUGUUGUGAUUCUUCAUACCUUUUGGAGACUCAAAACACUAAGGUUGCCCUCACACUAAGUCACUGCUUGAUAGUUUUUCAUAGUCUAUAUACUAAUUAAGCAUAAUCAAAAUUCAGCGUAACAAGUUUGUUUUCCUGUAAAUGGAGUAGCAAGCAUGUGAUCGCUGGGUUUGUUCAGUGUAUUUGCUGUUACAAAAAAGUCUUUGUUGCUUUCCAUGCUUUGUUCACCACAUCUGACUAAGGCAGACACCUGACUUACUGUGUGAUAGUGGUAUUGUAAUUUUUAAUUUAAGCAAAAUAAUGAAAUCUGUUUAAAUUCUGUUCUUUUGUUAUAGAAUUACUUCUGGUUGAAAUGUUGGUUGACCUUCCAGAACUUUCCAGCUGAACUGUAAUUUAACACAGACUUGAGUUAAUGGUUCAUAUUAGUAGUAUAUACAAAAUACUGAUUCUCUUAGAAGGAUAAAUACAGAAGGAAUCAGGUUUAUCUUUUUAUAUUACUAUUUAAAGUCAAAUAUUUUGCUAUUUGGGGUGUGGUUUCUUACAAAUAUUUAAUAUUUUGUCUUAGUUAAUUUAUUAAAUAGAUUACCCUAGCCAUUUCAUUUCAAUUUUUGUAAUUUAUUUCUCUUCACAUGGUAUUUUGGUUAAUAAAAUAUACAAAGUUGUAAGUAACCCUCAGUACUGAGUGUUUUGAUUUAAACAAUGCAAUGAUUAACCUGUGGAGAGCUAAAGAUGUUAAAGUGAGAAUCGAUCACUGU
Molecule: messenger RNA, 3041 nt
Organism: Harpia harpyja (harpy eagle)
Lineage: Eukaryota; Metazoa; Chordata; Aves; Accipitriformes; Accipitridae
Gene: MMACHC
Product: metabolism of cobalamin associated C
Exons: 4
Coding region: 45-776 (243 amino acids)
Biological process (GO): cobalamin metabolic process
Cellular component (GO): cytoplasm
Molecular function (GO): FAD binding; cyanocobalamin reductase (cyanide-eliminating) (NADP+) activity; demethylase activity
Source: RefSeq, a predicted model, not a curated record